Messenger RNA from Fonsecaea multimorphosa CBS 102226, 489 nucleotides. RefSeq lists its product as uncharacterized. The transcript has a single exon. Bases 1 to 489 code for a protein of 162 amino acids. The record is from RefSeq and is a predicted model, not a curated record. Lineage: Eukaryota; Fungi; Ascomycota; Eurotiomycetes; Chaetothyriales; Herpotrichiellaceae.
AUGUGUCUCCCUCGACUGUCACAUACGGCCCUCCCCGUUCUGACGACCCUGAUCGGCUCUGGAGCUCUCAUUGUCGGCUUAUGGAGCUUCAUAUCUCCAGAAUCAGCGGCAGCAGCCUUCGGGGGCUACAUGGUACGGGCAAUGGAGGCGUCAUCGAGUCCGUCAAAGGCCGAUAGCUCGAGACAUAUGGUAUACAUCUAUCCCCAUGGCAUCCGCAACCUUGCCCUAGGGCUAUCGAUCCUGGCUCUUACGGCGUAUUGGCAAUUUGGGCGAUGGAGCCGGAGCUCGGCCGUCGUUCGAUUGACAGUGCAAAGAUGCCUGGGUAUUGUCAUCACCGCAAACGCGUUGACACCGAUCGUGGAUGCGGGGGUGAAUCUGUGGGCUGCAGAGGAAGGUAAAGAAGGGGACGUCGACAGGAAUGCUGCGCGGUUGCACGCGACGAGGUCGGUCUUUUGGAUAGUAGGUGGUCUCUGGUGCUUGUUCGGAUGA